CUUUUGCAGCAAUUACAAAAGCUACAGUCUCUGGUAGCAGGAAAGGUUUCCAGGCCAUACAAAAUGGCCUCUACACAGACAGGAACAUGCCUGAUGGUCCUAGUGCUGUGCUUUGUUCUGGUUUUGGGCUCCAUGAUGCCAUGUCUCCCAGAAUUCUCAACAACAUCACAAACAGUAAAAGCAGCUCCAACGCCAGACAUUUACACAACAAGUAAAAUCCAAUCACGGAGCCUGCUGUUCUAUGAUGAGCACAGGGGCUCCUUAGAGGAGACCUACAGCUCCUUCAUUUCUGUGGAGCAUCCUGAAGAAUGGGAGGCUGAAAAAAAUGGGGAAGAAGAGGAGCAGCCACAAGAAGACGUGCACAGUACCCUGGCUGUGGCUCAUGAAACAGUCAAGUAUCUGAACAAAACCCAUCUUACAGGCCCAAAUCAGAAUCAGACCAGCUCAACUCUUACUCAUCCCAAGGAAGGAUUCCACGAGAGAGAUGGAACUUCCAGUGACACAGCUGAAUAUUUGUAGCAGCUGCAAGCUCUCCAGGCCUCUUCCGUCUGGAUGCAGGAUCCUUUCCUAGUGAUGUGACUGGGGUUGCAAUCCUUUGCACGCUUACCUAGAAGUAAGUCUUAUUAUUCUCAGAAGGACUUAGUUCUGAGUAAGCAUGAUUAGGAUUGCAAGGGGGACGGGUUGGAUUGCAGGUCUAAACUCACAGACUCAUAAAUACAACCUGGUGGGAAUUAUUUCUGAGUAACAUGAACAGGCUUGCACUGUGGAAGGAGAUGCCCUACCUAGACAUCUCCAAGCUGGCCUUGAGUUUAGCUCUUAUUCACUCAGACUUAGGCCCUGGUAUCAAUACAGAUCUUUCUGUCAGGUUUCACAGUAUUUUCCAUAUCAGGGAUAGGACCUGGCAACAUAAAAGCCUCAACCCUCUAAUUUAUCCUCACUUGUGAUCACCAUAGCCACUGGUUAUGCUUUUCCCUUGAUUGAAGUCUACCACAUAACUGUAUCAUUACCAGACCAUUUCUGUUUCUAUGUCAGGAAAAACUUCAUUCCUGUUCAGCUACUGAUUUGUUCAGAUUUUUACAUUAGGGUUUUUUUUUUUACAUAGUUGUACACUGUACAAUUAAAUAUCCAGAUAAGAGGAAAAGUCUUCAAAAGAUCAUUUUUGCUUAUCAAAUAUGACAUUACAAAAUGAAUGAGAUUACAUAUCACAUUUAUGUUCAAAUAAGAAAAAAAAAAGUCUUCUAAAAAGUGUUUCUCAUCAACACAAAUUGUAAUCAGUAAAAUCAGUCCUUUUCUCUGAAGAUUGGAGCUGCAGUCUGAAGGUUUACUUCUGAAUAAGAAGUUUUUCAAAAAUUCACUGCAAUCUUUGGUAUUUGUUAGGUGUUUUUUAAACUUUGGCUUUCUUUUCAGAUUGUCCAACAGUUUACUCCAGCCCAUUUUAAUGAGGUCCUUCUUUACCUUAUGCUGUUCCCUUUAAAACAUGAGACUACAAACUGGACAGGUCUUCAUAUUGACUAAGAAAUUCUGUUUGGCCAUGUCUACAGAUGUUCCUCCUCAACAUGCAGAGGGUCAAAGAUAGUGGUGAUCUCUAUGCCCCCACCCCCACAUACACAUAUAUGCACACUUACAUAUAACUAUUUUAAUGUUUUCUGGUUGCAUUUGGGACAGAUAGAUCAGCACAUUUCAGCAAUAGUUUCCAUUUCAAUAGUCAACAUGCAGAAGUUCUUCCCAGCAAUUCUUCAUUAAAGUCCACUAGGACCAACACUACAGCUUUCUACCCAUCCACCCCUUCAAAAAUUCAAAACCAGCAUAAAGAAUCCCUUCUCCACAAGUGCAUAUCCUUGUCAUCCAUGCCAUUAGUCAUAACUUCUGAGAAUUGUCCACGUGUGCCUCAAAUUCAUAUUGUUGUACAGAGACCAAAAGCAGAAAUUGUUUGUACAUAAUGAAUCUUAUUUUGUAUUAUUGCCAACCCUUAAGAUAAUGUAUUUUGGAGAUCUUCAAAUCCUAUUUUCUGUAUUGUAUUUUAUUAAGAGUUAUUGCGGGCUUUGCUUCUGUGAAUUUCCUCUCUUUGCAAUGUACUGUUUCCACUCGGUCUAGCAGCUGAUGUUUGCCCUGUUUGUUCCUAAUAUAUCACUCUUUUCUUCAUCUCUUGGCUCUGCAAUUGCUUUCAAGCAGCAAAAUUAAAAAAAGAUGCAGCAUCA
This is a messenger RNA of Python bivittatus (Burmese python), 2198 nucleotides long. The record is from RefSeq and is a predicted model, not a curated record. NCBI's taxonomy places the organism in Eukaryota, Metazoa, Chordata, Lepidosauria, Squamata, Pythonidae.